This is a messenger RNA of Haliotis rufescens (red abalone), 4013 nucleotides long. Its product is annotated as glutamate receptor 2-like. Gene Ontology annotation, cellular component: plasma membrane; postsynaptic membrane. NCBI's taxonomy places the organism in Eukaryota, Metazoa, Mollusca, Gastropoda, Lepetellida, Haliotidae. The transcript is spliced from 11 exons. The record is from RefSeq and is a predicted model, not a curated record. Gene Ontology annotation, molecular function: transmitter-gated monoatomic ion channel activity involved in regulation of postsynaptic membrane potential; glutamate-gated receptor activity. Gene Ontology annotation, biological process: modulation of chemical synaptic transmission; synaptic transmission, glutamatergic. Bases 40 to 2610 code for a protein of 856 amino acids.
AUCACCGAAUGAUACAGUUUUCUUGGAUCUGAAAAAAAUAUGGAAUUUAAACGGAUUCUGGAGGAUUUGAUCAGGGUGGUUCUGCUCGUUUGUGUGUUGUGUGUUUCCUCAUCGGAUGGACGAUGCAAAAAGACCGAAAACAAAAGAAAACUCCCGCUUACGAUAGGUGUGCUGGAAGGUGAAACAUCGGGGUAUACAGUGAAGAACAUGGAGUUCAGCGGAGACGUCAAGCAAUGCUUCCACGACCCUCAUUUCGUAGUGCUACACGUUCAAAGUGACCUACGUAUUAUCACAGACGGAUGGACGGAAAUCGAGGAGGGGAUGAGGAGAGCUUUAUCAAAGCAAGCAGGAGAGUCGAAAACCUUCAACCUCAUCAUCGGUCCAUUUUAUACCAACUUGGCCAUGAUGCUCGAGAAGAACCACAUCCCGUACCUGGUGACCGACUACAAGGGCUUCAAGGACAUCGAUAUGUCGCGCGUGCAGGACCGCACCAACUGGCGCACGCUGGUGGAGAUCCGCCCUCCGGCCCAGGAGCAGAACAUGGCUGUGGUAGACCUGUUCCAGAAGGAGAAGUGGGAAAGUGCGGUGAUGUUGAUGCCGAAGAAUGAGGCUGAUAACCAAGAGUGUCAGGACCUGGCGCAGCAGAUGGUUGGGCGUGGCAUCUCCGUCAUCCCCUACUCUAUCGACCCCGAGGAAGCAAGGAAGAUGAUAAAACAAGCCAUGAGGAACUUCCAGCUCCUCAACCAGAAGCAGGUCGUCAUGUGCAGCCCCAGAGACGCCAAAGACAGACUCAUACAGCAACUCCUUAAAGUGGCCAAGCUUUACAACCUCCUGAUGGAUGUUGAUCUGAAUUUCAUAUUCGUUGAUUCGAGUUCAAACCUGGAACCGUUAGCCGGAGCAGACCAGAUGUAUCGCCUUCGCCUGUUCUCUGCGCGUUGCAAGUUGUAUGCGUUCCGUUACUUCCACCCCCCUCAAGAGGGCGAGUCGGGUGACGCAAACGUCGCCAUCGCCAAGGAUGCCGCAAGCGUCACAAAGGAUGCCUUAGCUGCGUACCUGUAUAAGAUCACGGAACCUACCAAUGUUAUCAAAAGGAAGAUAUUGCUGAAGGCGUUAAAGGGGGUGCGACUUCACGGGGAUACGGGCCUCAUUCGUUUCAACGGAACAGGUCAGAGGGUAAACUACACACUGUACCUCUACAACCAUGGAGGAGAGGACAUGUACCGGAAGGUUGGAGAAUGGAUUCCGUCAGGCAGCAGCGCCAACGACAGGCUCAACAUGACGCAGGUGGACGAUGAUGACGACGAGGAUUCUGAUCAAUCAGGGAUUUUUCCCGACACCGUCAAUGUAGUGGUGGUGGAGGAGGAGCCCUUUGUAAUGAAGAAGUUGCCCAACUCUUCCAUGAACAACGAGGGGAACGACAGAUACGAGGGUUUCACCGUCGACCUCCUGAGGAAGUUAAAGGAAGAACUAAAGUUCAAAUAUAGAAUCUACGUCAGCCCUAAAAACGCAUACGGCGUGAAAAACAUGGACGAUGGGACCUGGGACGGAAUGGUUGGUGAGAUCAUGUCCAAGAAUGCUACCUUGGCUAUGGGUGCCAUAUCCAUCACCUCCCAACGAGAGACCGACAUCGACUUCUCCCAAGGCAUCAUCAGCACCGGCAUCAACAUCCUCAUCUACAAACCCCAGGAAGAAUACAACAUCUUCCAAUUCCUCUUCCCGUUUUCUCUCUACCUCUGGUUGGCCAUUAUCGGGGCGUCCAUCUUUGUCUCAUUUGUCCUGUUCCUUCUUGACUACACGAACCCAAACCGGAAGUUCACUCCCAAGGAGACGUUGUGGUACGCUGUCGGGACGCUUCUCAAGCGAGGAACAGACUUCUCUCCGAAGCCAGUGUCUCAGCGUAUCCUGUCUGCCGGCUUCACCUUCUUCGUCCUCAUCACCGUCUCCAGCUACACCGCCAACAUGGCCGCCUUCCUCACCACCAAAAGCCUGGAAAAAACCAUCAACUCUUUCGACGACCUAUCCGAGAGUGAGCAAGCAAUAUGUACCGUGGACAAAUCGGCAACCAUGAAGUUCUUCGAGAAGGGACAUAGCCCUGUCUACAAGCGGAUCUGGGACACGAUUGUAGCUGUUGAUGGUCUGGUUCCUAACGCGUCAUCUGGUCGCGACAGAGUAAUGAACAAAGAGUGUGCGUUUAUUUUCGAUUUCCUGAUAAACGAGUAUUCUGAGUAUAAAAAAUGUUGUACGAAGGCUGUGGCCGUUCCCAUCCUGAUGCAGGAACACGGUAUUGGCAUGGCGCAAGGAGCUCCCUUCAAAACCAAGCUGAACAUCGCCCUUCUCAAAUUAAAGGAAAGUGGACAGAUCAACCAGCUGAAAAAGAAGUGGUGGGAUGACAAGCGUCAGUGUAACGUUGCCAGCGACCGCGCCAAUCGUGCCCAGUUUGGACUCACCCACACCGCAGGGGUGUUCAUCCUUGCACUUUUUGGACUCGUCUUCUCUGUGGCAUUUUUCCUUUUCAAGAAAUUCUAUUUGAGACGGAAAUUGAAGAAACAGGCCCAGAAAGCCGAGAAGGAGAAGGAACUACUCUGCAAGGGGUCGCCAUCUUCUGUGUGACCUUCACCUUGACGCACACUGUUCUGACUCUCACCAAAGACUGUUCUCAUCCUUAGACUGCCACAACCCCACAUGGGAACAAUGUGUGCUCCCAUUUCUGGUGUCCCCCGCCGUUAUAUUGCUGGAAUAUUGCAAAAAUAGCGGCGUCAAACCAUACUCACUCAAUCACUCUUGUCUUAGACAUAAUAAUGAAGUCCUGAGUGUUUUAUUACAUGUAUGUCGUAAUGUCGUAAUGUCGUAGCCUGUUCCUGAAUAAUUAAUGCACAUUUGAAAACUAAAAGGGGUGUUUUACACUUGUACGUGAUGAAAUAAUAUAUGAAAGUAUAUUAGGGGUCAUAUAGAUAAGCUGUGAUGGAUAAACUCAUGUGAUUACUCGUCCAAACACUUUAUUCAUACGUGGCGGUUGGGUAGCCUAGUAGUUAACACUCGGGUUCGAUUCCCGACGUAGGUACAAUGUGUGAAGCCAAUUUCUGGUGUCCCCCGCCAUGAUAUUGCUGGAAUAUUACUAAAAGCGACGCAAAAGCACACUUACUGAUUAUAAACAGUUUCUCUAUUACCCAAUAAGUCGAUCAACCUUUACCAUUCGUUAACUCACUGCCUAUUCCGAGUGAAUAUCUAUUUGCUAGAGCGUCAGUUCAGCCAGACAGAGUUUCUUUGUAAUUGACGCCUCGUAGUAUAGGAAUGUCAGCUUCGAGUCAGUUGCAAACUAAGAAUCUGUGAUCGUAUCAGACAUUUAUUUUUAUUAAAGGGAAGCAACUCUUGUAGGUAUGUGCUCUGAUUCGUAUGCACUGUGAAUUUGUGUCAUUAAGUUAUAGUCAUUUGGUGGCUCUCCGUCUUCCCUACCUGUCUGGUGUAUACAUUUGGGGCAGAAUUAUUUUACAAAGAAAGUGUAUACUCAGAUUUCCAAAUGAUUUUGACGUGUGUUUUGUUAUGUUGAAUAAUAAUCACAAAAUUUAUCUGAAUAUUAUAAUGCACCAUUGUGCAAUGGUAUCUGUCUGGUAACAAAAGGAAAAUAGAGUCUACAAAUCCUGUUGGGGAGCACAUGUCGCCGGGAGUACUGUAACUGAGCAUCGUGCCUGUCUGUCUUAUCCAUUAUUCGCUUGUCUAGACUUCGAUGACAGAUUUACCCUGAUUGAGGCCAUUGGUAUGACAGCACAAAAUGCUACGGUUUAGUUGAGACGGGUGGUCUGAGGUGUCACACGUGUACAGUGAUGCGCUGUAAUUAUUAGGACUGUUUGUUUUUAGUACGAAUGAGAGAUUCAGUACCGUGCCUGCAUCAGAACCAAGCGGUUUUCACUCGUUUUGAGUCGUUCUUCCACGUGAAUCUGAAUACUGUUCAAAGCGGCAUAGGGGGCACGGGUGGCCCAGUCGUCUAAGGCGCCGCGAUUCUCUGUGCUGAGUUG